This is a messenger RNA of Austrofundulus limnaeus, 2333 nucleotides long. RefSeq names its product sperm motility kinase 2A. Gene Ontology annotation, biological process: protein phosphorylation. The record is from RefSeq and is a predicted model, not a curated record. Lineage: Eukaryota; Metazoa; Chordata; Actinopteri; Cyprinodontiformes; Rivulidae. Gene Ontology annotation, molecular function: ATP binding; protein serine/threonine kinase activity. The coding region runs from base 197 to 1513 and encodes 438 amino acids. The transcript is spliced from 4 exons.
AAACUCUUUGGAAAGCAGCACAAGCCUCAACAUGAGCUUUCAUCUGUUGGCUUGAUUAUAAACACAGACAAGGCAGUGUGGUAUUCAUGGAAUUGGCAUUUAAUCUUUUCUAGUAAUAACUUGAUUUGUCUGGGUUGAACUUAACUUUUAAAAGCGACCUCCUGUUUUCUUUCCAGAUUGAACACAAUCCCCCCCAAUGGCGUUCUCCACAGCCACGCUUGCUAAAGGCUGCUUUGGCAAAGUGUACAAGGAGAAAUACAAUGACACCUGGGCUGCAGUGAAAAAAGUGCCACAACAUCUCAUCAGUAGGAAAGACCUGGAGAGAGAAUGUGAAGUGUACAAGAAAGCAGAACAUCCCAACAUCGUGAAGCUUCUGGGGAAAGUAACUCUAUCAGAUGGAAAAUGGAUUAUUCCUUUAGAGUUUAUCUUUGGAGAAGAUUUGGAGACAACAAUUUUCCAUACAGCAAAGUCUAAGAUACAGUUGACUCCAUCAAAUAAAGCUAAAAUCAUCAUUGGCAUGUGUGAAGGACUGCUUUGUCUUCAUUGCAAAGAUAUUGUUCAUCAAGACCUAAAGCCUGAUAACAUCAUGGUGGAACAUGACACAAACAGAGCUGUAAUCAUUGACCUGGGACUUGCUAAGUUUUUCAGACAUGGACUAAACUCUGCACAAGACAUGGGGAACGAGGCUUACUCAGCCCCCGAGGUUCUGAAGAUAGGCACCCAAAGGAGCCCUAGCUCUGAUGUGUGGGCCAUGGGGAAGAUCAUCGCUGAGCUCUGUGCUCGGGUCCGGCUACCAACACCGAGCGUCUGUCCGACCAAGAUCAAGGAGACGCUGAAGGACCAGCCCUACUGUAAAGCAGUGUGUAGGAUGGUGGAGCCAGACCCCUCGCUGAGGGCCUCCAUGGCUGGGGUUAUGACUGAAAUUCGACGAGCUGGAGGAGCAGGAGUCGUCGCAAAUACGCCCAUUCAAAGGGAACUCCUUAAGCCUGUUUCACCUAACAUUACUGGCAGAAGCCGGUCCCCGUCACCAAUAAACACAGGUGCAUAUCUAAGAGAACGCCUUAAGCCCAUUUCGCCUGACAUCACUGGCAGAAACCGGUCCCCGUCACCAAUAAACAUAGGUGCACAUCUGCCUAUUAGGGCUCAAUUAGCAGGAAACAAAGAUCCAUCGCCAUUUAACGGAAACAAAUCUCCGUUGCUGCAACAUCCCAGACCAGAAAUCAAAAAUUUGAGUCCCCCGCAUGGAGUGCGUGCACCUGCUCCUGCCAACAUCACAGAGGACAAAAAUCAGGCACUCGUCCCUAAAACAGAUAUCAGCAGCGAAUUCAUGAAAAUGAAGUUGCACCAACAAGCUGCUAAGGAUCUUCCCUUUAACCUGCCAGCCACGGGGAGGGUGAUGGUCCGACGUUUCGAGGAGAAAAAUGGGGAGAUGGGUAGGUGGGAGCAGACAGAGGUGGUGACUCGUGAUGGAAAGAUUGUCAAGUAUGAAGAUGUGAAGCUUGAUACUAAAUAAGAUCUGGCUGACGUCCGCAGUUGGUUUAAUUCUAAUGUUUUACAGUUGCAGUGUUUACAUUUGCUUUAAAUGGGCAACAUCCUUGUGUUCAGUCAUGGUGUGGCUUUGCUGAGGAUUUGAACUUGUAGAGGUCAGAGAAACAGCAGAGAAAUAAAAGGAUAACAUCAGCUGACAAUGAUCACUUCCAGAUURCUAAGCUGUUUUAUAAGAUCUUUGUUUAAAAUGUGUCAUUAACUAUUUGGAGUCAACACUGUCUGUAACUGGACUGUUUUUAAGCUUUCAGAAAGUGAUUAGUGGAUGCUUACAUCCAGGGCCGGCCCUAGACAUUUGGGGGCCCUAAGCAAGAUCUGUUUUGAGGGCCAUAUUUCACCAUAAGUAGACCGUAAAACAUACGCAAAACUAAAUACUGAUUAUGAACCCGUACAGAAACUUUGGCCUCUAAGAACACAGUGUAUAGUUUACUGAAUGAUCUCAGGGAUGCUCAGAGUUGAAACUUUUUGAGAAUUAAAUUUGCUUUGAUUACAAGAUUCCAAACUUAAAGUUUAAACAAAUGUAUGAUGCCAAUUCAACAGAAUAAAAAAAGAUUUUAGUAUGUUGAAACAUUUAUUCUCUAAAUUUUAACUUUAACAAGCCAAGUACAUAAAUAAAACAUUGAAUACACAUUCAAAUCUUAACAUGUUAGAGUAUUUACAAAAAGUAAGGCUUAAUAAAUUUAGAGAAAAUGCAUUAAAUUGAAAAAUCAUAAUAAAAAAAUAUGGGAAUAUAUUGUUUAAAGCAACGUCUGAAAGUCUUGAACACCAGAAUUAAAAUCUUAAUUGCA